Molecule: messenger RNA, 1389 nt
Organism: Cryphonectria parasitica EP155
Lineage: Eukaryota; Fungi; Ascomycota; Sordariomycetes; Diaporthales; Cryphonectriaceae
Product: ribosomal protein S2
Exons: 3
Coding region: 41-1300 (419 amino acids)
Biological process (GO): translation
Cellular component (GO): ribosome; mitochondrial small ribosomal subunit
Molecular function (GO): structural constituent of ribosome
Source: RefSeq, a predicted model, not a curated record
GCAAGCUUCACAACCAGCUGUGAGGCUCCAGCAGUCCACCAUGAUAUUAAGAAGCUCAGCCUUGCGGCAUGGGCGCCAGGUCCUCCGAGCAGCACCUUGCAGAGCAGCACCAUCAAACCUGCGCGUCCUCUCGACAGAUGGACGCCCACCACCCCGUCCAACAGCUAAUGCUGAGCCUCCUUCUUCAACGACAACAACAACAUCGAACGAAUCCGCCGAUCCAACAGACCCCUCCUCCACACUAGCUACCGAUACUGCCACCACCGAGCCUGCCGCAGCGGCACCCCUCUGGCAGGUGCCCACAGCCUCGCCCAUGGCCCUCUGGAACCGCCAGCGGCGGGUCCGAGUCGACUUGAGCAUUGCCGAGAACUUCCGCCGGCGCGAGGCGAUCCAAGAGAAGAUCGGAAAGCUGGGCUCGGAGGUUGAGCGGCGGUUCAACCCCUCCGGGCUCCUGCAGGACCCGCCGCGGCCCGAGGACGUGACGCUGGAGCUGCUGAUGGCGGCGCAGUGCCACAUGGGCCACAACGCCUCGCUGUGGAACCCGGCCAACCAGCGGUACAUCUACGGCGUGCGGUCGGGCAUCCACAUCAUCUCGCUCGAGGAGAUCGCGGCCUCGCUGCGGCGGGCCGCCCGCGUCGUCGAGGAGGUCGCCUACCUGGGCGGGCUGAUGCUGUUCGUGGGCAACCGCAAGGGCCAGAUGGAGGUCACGGCGCGGGCGGCCGAGCUGGCCGGCGCGUGCCACCUGUUCUCCAAGUGGGUGCCGGGCACCAUCACUAACCGCGACCAGAUCCUCGGCCGGGAGGAGCUGAAGGUCGUCGACGAGCGCGACCAGAAGCUGCCUGGGUUCGAGAGGCACCUCCUCGAGAGGCGCCCGCUCAUGCCUGAGCUGGUCGUCGUGCUGAACCCGCUCGAGAACUACACCCUGCUGCACGAGUGUGCCCAGGAGAAUAUCCCUACCAUCGGGCUGAUCGAUACGAAUGCCGACCCGACGCAGGUGACCUAUGCCAUCCCAGGAAAUGAUGACAGUCUGAGAUCUGUCAGCGUCAUCGCUGGUGUGCUGGGCCGCGCGGGCGAGCGCGGACAGAAGAGGCGCCUUGCGGACGCGAACAGAGGCGUCUGUACGUGGAGGAACCCGGCCGACCUUGUAAUGUGGAUGGAACAGAACGAGGCAGCCAUGAAGGACAAGGCGGAGGCGGACGGGAAGGAUCUCGAGGGCAGGAAGGCUGUAAAAGGUAAGUUCAAGGGGGUCGAGGGUGAUGAUAGUGCUGUCAGCGCCGUCAUGGAGCAGCUUCGGCUGUGAUCGGGUAGGGUAGGGGGCCUUUUGAUGGGAAUGCGCAUGUCAAUGGGGAAAUAAAAACAAAAUGCAAGAAACUGUACUAUCUGAGAUGU